Molecule: messenger RNA, 1184 nt
Organism: Betta splendens (Siamese fighting fish)
Lineage: Eukaryota; Metazoa; Chordata; Actinopteri; Anabantiformes; Osphronemidae
Product: caspase-6-like
Exons: 8
Coding region: 76-966 (296 amino acids)
Biological process (GO): proteolysis; apoptotic process
Cellular component (GO): cytoplasm
Source: RefSeq, a predicted model, not a curated record
AGCGUAUACAGUCAGACCAGAGAUCAUGACUGUUAAUCUUUAACUUCUCAGUCGCAGUGAGGAAAGGUUUCAGACAUGUCGACCACAGAAGACAAGCCUGAAGCUUUUCAGGACCGCAGACCUGCAAGUGACAAGACAGGAUUUACAGAAAACUUAACAGAGACUGAGGGUUUUAUCACCAGCUCUUUUCGUCUCCACCCUGAUGAGGAGUAUGAGAUGAACAGAAGAAGACGAGGCCUUGCUCUCAUCUUUAACCAGCAGAGCUUCCACUGGAAACUGUGUUUAAAUGACAGACGUGGAAGUGAUAUUGACUGCUCCAACUUAACCACAAGACUGACAGGUCUUGGCUUUGAAGUGAGGGCCUUCACAGAUUUAAAAAAAGAUGAAGUUAAUGAUAACAUCAAUAAAGCUGCAGAAGCGGAUCAUUCAGAUGCCGACUGCUUUUUACUUGUCUUUAUGAGCCACGGUGAAGGCGAUCAUGUUUAUGCCUACGAUGAUGAAGUCAAAGUUAAGGACAUCACAGACAAGUUCAAAGGAACCAAGUGCAAAAGCCUGGUGGGAAAACCCAAAGUCAUUAUAUGGCAGGCGUGUCGUGGAGAUAAGCAUGAUGACCCAGUGACUCCCUGUGCUGCCACCGACACUGAGACCACUGAGGUGGUGGAGGAAACCAGAGCUGUGUACACUCUCCCUGCUGCAGCUGAUUUCAUCAUGUGUUACUCUGUGGCUGAAGGGUACUAUUCCCACCGACACCCUUUUGAAGGCUCCUGGUACAUCCAGGACCUGUGUGAGCUGCUACAGACGUACGGGGAUUCACUGGAAUUCACUCAGUUACUGACAAUGGUCAACAGGAAGGUGUCAAUGAGGAGCGUUGACAAGUGUAGAGACCUAAAAGCCAUUGGGAAGAAACAAGUACCCUGCUUUGCUUCAAUGCUCACCAAGAAACUCUACUUCCACCCAAAAAAAUAGGAUUUUUUUUCGACACAUAAUGGGAAUCUUGAUUAUAAGGAUAUGUGCUCUGGUUAGGUAAUACUUUCAGUGUCAGUGACUUUACACUUGAUAUAUUUGUGCUACUAGGGCACUGCCCUAAUGUUGGUUUGUUUUACAGCCAAAAAUGUGAAGUUAAAUGAAUUUCAAUUUCAAAUUUUGUGUCCAAUAUGAAAUAAAAUGAGUAAAUAAAUCCUCCA